AAGAAAGGAGGUAUCGGAGCACUGACUUCGGUGUUUCGCCAGAAUUACUUCCAGAUGUACCUCUAGAUGUUUUAGCGCCCAGGCAGGCCGUGCUUUAGUGCAGUGCUAGAGCAGAAGGGAAACUAGGAAAACUACAGUUUCAUCUCACUAGCAUGGAUGCAAAGGAGCUCAAGCAAACAUUGAAAAAUGCCAGAGAGGCUAUCCGCAACAAGGACUACAAAGAAGCCCUCAAACAUUGCAAGGCCAUCCUGAAAGUAGACAAGACCAAUUACAAUGCCCUAGUGUUUGUGGGGGUGGCAGCAGAGGGACUAGAGCAGCCAGAACAAGCUCUGUCUGCAUAUAAGAAGGCCACAGAUAGUGCUCCGGAUCAGCUCCUAGCAUGGCAGGGACUUUGUAAUUUCUAUGAAAAAAAUGACAAGGCAGAAUACAAAGAUGAUAUGCUUCAAGUUUAUGAGAAAUUAAUGGCUUUAUAUGAGAGUGAUUUUGAAAAGAAGUUCGAAACUGGAUACAAAUUGUGUGAUGUGUAUGAUGGGAGAGGUGACUUUCUCAAGGCAGUUGAAAUAGGACAGAGCCUAUUGAAAUGUUGCCAGGAAGACGGUAGAAAAACUCUUAAUGUCUACAAAAAACUGGUCAAGAUUUUAGAAUCGAAGAAGAAUUUGCCAGAUGAUUUGUUUGAGUUGCUGCAUGUUGCUUGUGAAAAAAUUGUCCAUUCACCACCAGAUGGAAGUGAGAAAGAUUUGGAGUCCAUAUGGAAAAUCUACAUUAAUGGGCUUAUACAAAAAACUUCAGAGAGUGCAAUUGUGAUAGAGAAGUGCAAAGCCAUGGCAAAACUAUUUCCAAAGUCUGCAUUUCCUUUAGAAGUACAGUGCCAGAUUAUGAUGAAUAGCUUUUCAGCUGAAUUUGAUGUGAAGGACAUUUGUGACAUCAGCAUGAAGUUGGAGGAACUGUCAGGUUCAACACCGAUGGCAAUCCUUGCAAGAGGAUGGACUUCUUAUUACAGCAGCGAUUUUAAAGAAGCAAGGGCUCUUCUACUGGAGGGUGUAGGUAUGGGCAGUCAGAGUAUCCCAGCAGGGGCAUGGUUACUGUUAGCUAGGUCCCAGCUAAAACUGCAUGAUAACAUGGGUGUGGUGGAAACAAGUGAGAGAGCCAAGAAAAUUCUUAAAAAAGAAGCAACAAAUAAACAUGCUGCAUUGAUUAGAGAAAUUUUACUCUGCCAGGCAGCAGCAUUACUGGAACUAGGCAAGGAUACUCAUUUAGUGCAGGCCAAGGAGUUGGUACAAGAGGUCAUAUCCAAAGAUUCUACCUGUACCACAGCUAAAGAGCUCCUUUGUUAUAUUGUACUGGCAGAGGGAGAUUUGGAUCAAGCACAAAAGCUGUGUAUGGGGUUUUCUGAUUCCUCCAGUGCCUCCAUGUUGGCUCUAGAAGGAUGGUGUCUGUUUGUUGCUGGUCAGCUGGAGGAAGCCAAUACUAAAUUGACUAAAGCAGUGGAACUUUCAGCUGGGGAGGAUGGCAAAAUUCUGUACCAGCUGGCUAGAGUCCAGUGGAAGCAGGGGACCUGCCACAAGGAGGCACUGACUAACUUCCUCAAGGCAGCAAAAGUAGACCCUUACUACAGUCAGCCAUUUUUAUACCUAGGGCAUCACUAUGCACAGGCGGGAGAUCAAGUAAAAGCCAGACGUUGCUAUCAGAAAUCAUUUGACCUUGACAGCAACAAUGACGAAGCUGGGGCUGCUUUUGUUGACAUUUUGAAUUCUCUUGGAGAAGAGGAUGGUGCUCUGGCUGUAUUAUCAAGAGUGACAGCAGCAGCCAGUGCUGGCAGUGUAAAGUGGGCCUGGAUGAGAUUAGGCUUGCACCAACUGAAACACAUGGAACCCACAGCUGCCAUAGCCUCAUUUCAGUGUGCACUCAGAGCAGAUUCUAAUGAUAGACAUUGUUGGGAGUGUCUUGCAGAGGCUUAUGCCACCAGAGGGAGCUAUACAGCAGCGCUAAAGGCAUUCACAAAGGUUGCUGAGAUGUCAGAGGACAACAUGUACGGUCUAUACCAGAUUGCCUCUAUCAAGCAGACCCUGGGACUAUAUGCAGAGGCUGUUCUGGAGUACAGGGCUAUCCUGACCAAGUCACCAGACUAUGUGCCUGCAUUGAAAGGUCUAGGUGAAGCUUAUGUCCAUCUUGCAAGGGACUCACUGAAGCAGGUUUUCUCUGGCCGGGCAGUUGACCAGUGUCAGGAGGCCAUUCACCACUUGACCAGAGCUGCCUCAUUCAGACCAGACCUGUCAUGUGUGUGGAAACUGAUGGGAGAUGCCUGUACUCUGAUCCAUGUGGUGGCAGCAGAGCGGGUCAGCAUGAGAGUCCCAGGCAUGUUGUUGGAGAAAGGAAAGAGUGCAGAAUCAGAGCAUUUGAGUAAAGCACAAGUUCUUACCCUAGGUGCCAGGUGUUAUGGACGGGCACUGAAACUGCUGCCAGAAUGCUCCACCUUGUGGCAGGACUUGGGACUAAAUUACUACAGACAGAAUCAGGCCACAGUUGACCUCCAGGUCAAAAAGGCAACAAUGGACAAAGCAGUCCAGGCACUGAAGAGAGCUGUCAGUUUAGACCCUAGAAACCACAAACACUGGACAUCACUUGGUGUGGUGGCAGCAGAUAUGGUGGUAGGUGAUUCUGCUCUGGCUCAGCACUGCUUUAUCCAGUCUCUGAAGGCAGAACAGAAUAAUGUUGUUGCUUGGACAAACCUUGGAACAUUGUAUUUCAACAAUGGUCAAGUAGAGCUUGCCCAUGAAGCCUUCAAGUCUGCCCAGUCUCUAGACCCUGGUUAUGUGGCAUGCUGGAUUGGACAGGCAAUGAUAGCAGAGACAGUGGGGCAUGAAGAUGCCAUGGAUCUCUACAGACACACAACUGAACUGGGACACCAUCUUGAGGGAAGUAUUGGGUAUGCUAAUUGGGUGUGUCGCACACUGGAGGAUAAGAGUAACAGAGAUUCUGAGGUGUUCAAGUUUUCAAUUGUGCAAAUGGAUGCCAUUCCAGCAGCAUGUGAUGCUUUGGCAAAAUACACAGAUCUGGUGUGUACCAAUCCAGCAGCUUAUAUGAUGUAUGGAUUGCUGUUGGAGAGACAGGGGCUAUAUAAGCUGGCAGCUCAGGCAAUGGGGAAUGCUGUAAAACUGAUAGACUUUGUACAGGAUCAAGAUAAAAGAAAUGUCAUUCACAGCAACUAUGCUAGGGUUUUAUGUCAUGUGGAUCAAGCUACAGAAGCCGUUGCCCAGUAUCAGCUAAUACAACCAUUGAAUAGAUAUGAAGAUGUGUGUGGCCUGGCUUUGGCACUCUACAGAAGUGGACAACUGACAGAGAGCUACCAAGCCUAUGACCAGGCAUUGCACUUGGCCCCCAAUGCUGAAGAGAAGUCGCAUGUGUUUGCUGCCAUGGGGAUGGUGGCAUAUAAGGUCAAGGACUUAGAUACUGCCAAGACAGUUCUAUUCCAAGGGUCCCAGUGCAGCCCUCCCUCAAAGCUUGGCCUGAAGGCUCUGUGUAGCCUAGGUCUUAUCGAGGGAGAUGUCACUCUCAGUGCUGCUGUGUUACAGGAGAUACCACAGCUGGAGGAGGAUGCUGAUAUGUUGACUGAUAUCACCUGGCUGACAGCAGCUCUAGCUCUGCUACAGGGCAAAGCCAAGGCUGGGAGAAACCUUAUCCUGAAGGCUGUCCAUAAAAACCCAACAUCAAAGGAGUUGUGGAAGCUGGCAAGCAAAUACCUUCUGCAGUUUUUGCCAUCUGCCUGUGGUGGCGCCACUGCUUGUGCCUCUGAGGUCCAUGAUGAGCUGACAGGGAAAAAUAAGCUGCCAAUGUACAGAGCCCUUGGCUGCUUGGCAAAAGGAUUGCAUUCAAGAGUUGACUGUCACAAGAAUGCUUUGAAAGUAGCACAGAAAGCAUUGCAUCUCCAACCAGAUAAACUAGAGCAUCACAUAGUCCUGCUGUCUGCUAUGUAUGCUGAGAAGAUGAUCAGGCAAGACCCAGAGUCUCUGUCCUUUCAUUCAGCUUACUGGGAGUUUGUACUGUGUUGGGUGGAAAAGGCGUUAGAGGAAGACAAUACCAGUGAAGAGAUGGAGAUGUCAGUCCUUCACAGAUGGUGUUUAAAACAAAAUGUUCUUAAUCUUUUGUUAUUUGGACGAAAAGAAGACACAAUUGAUAUACUAAAAAAGGCCCUGGAAAUGUAUGGAACCGAUGAUUUGCUUGGCUCCCUGGCAUUGUAUGCUGACAACAACAUGGCAGCACUACAACAGUCUUUGCUUCAGGCCCCAAAUAACUGGCUAGGCUGGCAGCUACUGACCACCAGCUACCUAACACAAGGUUUGAUAGAGAAUGUGGAGGUAAUCUACAAACAGUUUCUGGAAGUGUCAGAUUCCAGCCACAAACUUCACUGUGCCAUCCAGUUGGCCCACUUGUCGUUUACACAGUUACUUAAAGAGGGCGCUAGUGACAAGUGGGGGUCACUGUGCCAAGACGCCCUUGGUGAAGCCUUCAAGUUGGACCCACAAUGCAUUCCUGCAAAUCUUAUGCAAGGGAUUUUAUUGAUGAAGGGAAAGAAUCCCAGACAAGCCAAGAGAUACUUUCAUUCUGUGCUGCAGGCUUCAAGUGUAACCAACCUGGCUUCCAGGAUAGCCAGGCGUCUGCUACUGCCAAUAUACAAAGCCAAGAAUGAUACAGAACAUUUAGAGGAACUCAAGGUCCAGGCAAAUCUUGAAAAAGAUAUGGAAUUUCUAAAGAUAUGUAACAAGUGAUGCAAAAUGACAUAACUCAGUUUAAUAUGG
Lingula anatina is the source of this 4796-nucleotide messenger RNA. RefSeq names its product superkiller complex protein 3. Gene Ontology annotation, molecular function: protein binding. Lineage: Eukaryota; Metazoa; Brachiopoda; Lingulata; Lingulida; Lingulidae. Gene Ontology annotation, biological process: nuclear-transcribed mRNA catabolic process. The record is from RefSeq and is a predicted model, not a curated record. Gene Ontology annotation, cellular component: Ski complex.